UGUAUGUAUGUAUGUAUGUGUGUAUGUAUAUGUUAAUUGCUCUCUCAAGGUGAAGCCUCCUUUAGCACAACAAGUACAGCUGCGUAAAAUAAACGAUAGUUUAGAGUUUCUUUUAAAAACUGGUUUGGAAAAAUGAUUUUGAGAGUUGUUUUAAAAAAUUUGGUUUAACAUUUAAGGCCACGUUUGGUUGGGGGGAAUGGCAUAGCCAUUCCCUCCCUAUUCUUAGAUGAAUAGUAAUGUUGUUGUUUGGUUCACGGUUUCUUCAUUUGGUCGAAUCACUUAUGGUGUUUCUAUUCCCUCAAAUGCCUAAUAUGGAUUCAGUGGUGAUGGCUUUGAAUAGCCAUUCCGACCAUCACCGAAUAGAAAUACAGAAAAUUCUUCCUAAAAUCUCCUUCACACUUUCUUUGCAAAGGCGUUCAAAGUUGCUUCUUUUAUCACAACAAUGCAUUUUCAGGUUAGCAGAUUUUUCUUUUCAAGUUUAAUUGCUUCUUUUCUUUGCAAAAGAUUUCAACUUUUAUAUAAAGCCCCAUUGGGUUAAUUGGGAUGUUGAUGAACUGAAGAUACCAAGGUGUGUUUUUUGUUUGACGGUUUGUGUGUGAAUUUUCUGUUUAUUAUCAGGAGUCUUUAGUAUUAUAAACUCCGUGCUCCUUGUAUGGAUUUUUUUCUUCUUGGAACUGGAUUAUUUUCAUGAAGAUUUCAAUAUGUAUGUCAUGGUUAUGUUAGAAAUAUUCUUAUAAUUAUCAACGUGGAGUUUUAGCCCUUAAAUUUAAACAAAACCACCAACUAGAGAUGGAGUUACUUGCCCAAACCCGUAGGUGCACCUGAAAUUUGGAGGGUUAAAAAUGCCCUGAGAUGCUGUUGAAGAAUCAAAUAGGCUUUAAAGUGUUGGGCUUAACAGGGGUGUAGACAAGGGGCAAGUAGCGGACUUCUCUUUGAAGAAUGUAAAUUUGUCUUAUAGUUCUCUAGAAAAUUAUGAAAUUAUAAAUUAUUAUCAUGGUAAAAUCGCACUUCACUUUCAAAAAUUUCUGAUUUAUCUCUGAUACUCCCUAGAGUAGUUUUCCAUUAAAGCAUCACAAAAGGAAAUGGCGGUGCAGCUGGAGGCUACUGUGGACCAAAUGCAGCAAUUAAUCACUGAGGAUAAGUUGUUUAGCAUAGUAAAAAGUAUGGUAAAAGAAGUUUUGAGUCCUUAUUUACGAGGGCUGCAGAACCUAAAGCUCACAAAUCCUGUUAGUAUUAAUGGCGAUCCUGAGUCUAGCAGAGGAUCUGAGAUUUGCAACAACAUACAGGGUUAUCAUGAUGCUGAAUCUGUAAGCUUUGGCGAGUAUAUAUCUUUUAAAUUCAAUUUGCUUAGAUUUGGGUCAGAUCUGCUUCUCUUCUGGAUAUAGGUUGCUCUGUAUAUGAAAGACUAUGGUGGGGGUUUUGAAUUCUUUAAUAUAAUAAUACUCUAAAUUAAGCAUUAAAAUAA
Molecule: messenger RNA, 1465 nt
Organism: Gossypium arboreum
Lineage: Eukaryota; Viridiplantae; Streptophyta; Magnoliopsida; Malvales; Malvaceae
Exons: 2
Coding region: 1083-1385 (100 amino acids)
Source: RefSeq, a predicted model, not a curated record